Messenger RNA from Trichobilharzia regenti, 1086 nucleotides. Lineage: Eukaryota; Metazoa; Platyhelminthes; Trematoda; Strigeidida; Schistosomatidae. The record is from the annotation of a GenBank genome assembly.
AUGGGGUCGUCCAGCUUGGGUGUGGUAGCACAAAAUAAGAUAAAAAAUAUUUUAAGCUUUCUUGUCCCUACAUUCUUUCAUAAACCAAGAUACAAUCUGACCACCUCGUGUGGGACAAUUCAUCAGCAGCUAUGUGAAACACUUUACGGAAUUCACCCUGUUCUGUGUGCUCUUUCAUUCCAUCAGCGUAAUAUAAAGCAAUUGUAUGUUAGAGAUAUUUCAUCCAAAACCAAAGAUUCUGAAAGCCUCGUAGAGCUGUCUUUAUCUCAAAUAAUCGAGGAAGCACUUCGAUUUAACAUACCUAUUACACAUGUAUCAGUUGAAGAACUGAAAGUUUUAUCUAAUUCAAGAUCACAUCAGGGUGUGUUACUUGAGGUUUCACCAAUCAUUAUCCAUCCUAUCUCCAACCUAUCAAUCCAAAACUUGUUACACUCUUGGACAAACCCAUCUGAAAAAUAUUUCCCGUUUGUGAAGAAGAAUAAUCGACCUAUUAUCUUACUACUAGACCAUAUUUCAGAUGUUAUGAACUUUGGAAGUAUUUUGCGUUCAGCUGCAUUUUUUGGCGUCUCUGCUGUGUUACUAUCUACUGCUCCAUGUGUCACUCCAUCACCACUUAUCAGCAAGCUUAGUGUUGGUGCCAUGGAAGGUAUGCUAUUUUACAGAUUGACUGAUAUCGUAAUGGAUAUGAAGUCUUUGUCAGAUGCCGGAUUUCUAGUCGUUGGCACUUGUGGAGAAAGUCAAAUUUCACCAAAUGCAAUUAGCAAACCCUUGAAUUGCUUACAACCGAAUGAGGUAGGAGUUAAUGACUGUAAUAACAAUACUAGAAUUUCGCCCAGACCAAUGGUUUUAGCUUUAGGUAGUGAAUCAAGAGGUCUGAGUGAAAAUGUCUUAAAUGCCUGCGAUUUAUUACUACGUGUCCCAGGCCUUGCAGAUACGCCUAACUUGGUGAAUAAAUCAAUAUCACAAAAUAUUCCGUCUUCAUUAAAUGUCGCCGUGGCAGCUGGUAUAUUACUGUAUCAAUUAACAAUGUAUCGACAUGGAUGUGAAGCAGCUAAUACUUCAUCAUUUGUCUUUCAUAAGGAGUAA